Messenger RNA from Lycium ferocissimum, 1560 nucleotides. Its product is annotated as glucan endo-1,3-beta-glucosidase 12. Bases 125 to 1303 code for a protein of 392 amino acids. The record is from RefSeq and is a predicted model, not a curated record. Gene Ontology annotation, biological process: carbohydrate metabolic process. Gene Ontology annotation, molecular function: hydrolase activity, hydrolyzing O-glycosyl compounds. The transcript has 3 exons. NCBI's taxonomy places the organism in Eukaryota, Viridiplantae, Streptophyta, Magnoliopsida, Solanales, Solanaceae.
AUCUUUUUGCCUCUUCUGCUUUUUUACACAAAAAUCUCUAGUAAAUAAACUCAAAAGUUACAAUAUUCAGCUUAUUCUAACACCAUAACCAAACCCCAUUCUCUUCAUUCUCCAGAAGAAGAAAAUGUUUAAGUCCUGGUGUUUUUUCUAUCUUUUCUUUCUUUGCUUUGCUCUAAAUGCUGCAUUUGGUCAUGAAUCAGUGGAGCUCUCUACUCUUGUGCCACUACAGAGUUUUCCAAGCACUGGAAUUAUUUCUAUUGCAGUUUCUUUGCCUAUUGAAGAUCUUUAUGGAGUGUCCACUAGUGUUCUUGAAGCUGAAAAGUGGCUAAGGACUAAUGUUCUUGCUCACUAUCCAGCCACCAACAUUUCCACUAUUCUUGUCGGUCACACUCUUUUGUGCCAAAAAGAUCAAGAAAACAAACAGACCUUAAUCUUGCCUUCAGUCAAGAACAUUUACUACUCUCUAACAAGGUGGGGUUUGCAUGAUGAAAUCAAAGUCUCCACUUCUUUUUCUUCCAACUGCUUAGACCAAGAUUCUGAUAUGGCUGAACAAUAUAUCAAACCUCUUCUUGAUUUCUUCCAACAAGUUAAUGCACCCUAUAUAGUGAGCUUAACAAGAGAUUUAGAUGUAAAGAUUGAUACUUUGCUGAAUACUCAUUUAGGGUCUAUGAAAAAGUUAGGAAAUUAUAACCUAAACAACAUUUUCUUGAUUAGUGAGAACCCAAAACAGGGGAGACCCUUAAGCAGAAAGCUCUCAACUUUUGACUCAAAAUACACUAAUUUCCCUACUUUGCCAACCCCAUUAGCCCCAAAUCAUUCUCCAGCAUUUGCUGCUAAUAGCCCACUUCCUCCAUUAAUUGGAAACAUUUCACCACCACCAUCAUCUCUCCCUUUUGCACCUGAAAUGCCACCAGUGUUCAAUCCUAUUAGUCCUUUUAAUGGACCCCACUUGCCACCUUGUAUUCCAUCUCAUGGUGGGGGUGGGGGUCCAGUAGGUGCACCAGCACCAGGGGGGGUGCAUGGUAAUGAGGGGCUAUGGUGUGUAGCUAAGCCUAGUGUACCACCAGAGACAUUGCAAGAGGCUUUAGACUAUGCAUGUGGUGAAGGAGAUGCUGAUUGUGAGAAUAUUAGUCCUACUGGAAGCUGUUAUAACCCUGAUACUCUUGUGGCUCAUGCUUCUUAUGCUUUCAAUAGUUACUGGCAGAAAACUAAAAGCAAUGGUGGGACUUGUGAGUUUGGAGGCACUGCUAUGCUCAUCAACUCUGAUCCAAGCUACCUCCACUGUCGAUUCAUUCUUGCAUGAUAUAAGUAGAAUGGAACUUUGGAUGCGAAUUGCAUGGAGUGAAGCUUGCUGCCAUGAGGAGAAUUGGGAUCAAAGGCUAAAAAGUUGUUUUUGGUGUUGCCUCUAGUCUGUGGUAGAUAGAUUUGCAGGAGUUAGGAUUUUGGUUUAAGAGGUUAGAUGAGCCAGUGGCACUACAAACUCUUUGAUUAGUGACUUUAAUUUUUCAUAUUGUACUGUCUUAAGCCUAAUCAUUUGUACUUGUAUAGUUUACCUGUCUA